Eruca vesicaria subsp. sativa (arugula) is the source of this 1622-nucleotide messenger RNA. Lineage: Eukaryota; Viridiplantae; Streptophyta; Magnoliopsida; Brassicales; Brassicaceae. The record is from the annotation of a GenBank genome assembly.
UAACAAUCCAUUCAUCUUCACCAAACUUCAACUCUUUAGACAAUAAGAUGAAAGUUUUUGGUCUCUUUAUUAGUUUUACUCUUUUGUUCCUCUGUCCCUUCUUGUCUCAAGCUGAUGUGCCGGAACUCAGCCGCGAGCCGCCUCGUCCCAUUGUCUUUGUCCCUCAUGACCGCUCUAAAUCCGAUCCACAACAGGUGCAUGUAUCACUGGCGGGUAAGGACCACAUGAAAGUAACAUACAUAACGGAAGACAAGAAAGUGGAGUCGGUGGUGGAAUACGGUAAGACCUCGGGAAAGUACGAUGUAAAAACUACCGGAGAAUCCACUUCUUACAAAUACUUCUUCUACAGUUCCGGCAAGAUCCACCACGUCAAGAUCGGACCUCUAGAACCCAGUACCACUUACUAUUACAAGUGCGGCUACAACGGUCCUGAGUUUUCGUUCAAGACUCCUCCGUCAUCUUUCCCGGUUGAGUUCGCCAUAGUUGGCGACCUAGGCCAAACCGAAUGGACAGCAGCAACAUUAGCUCAGAUAAAGAGCCAAGACUACGACGUCUUUCUACUACCGGGUGACCUCUCCUACGCCGACACUAACCAACCACUUUGGGACUCCUUUGGCCGCCUGGUUGAGCCACUUGCGAGCAAGCGUCCUUGGAUGGUAACACAGGGAAACCACGAGAUUGAAUUCUUCCCAAUCAUUGAACACACAACCUUCAAGUCAUACAACUCCCGGUGGCUCAUGCCUUAUGCAGAGAGCCUCUCUGAGUCCAACCUUUACUACUCUUUUGAUGUUGCUGGUGUCCACACGAUUAUGCUCGGUUCUUACACCGACUUUGACUCUGAUUCCGAUCAGUAUCAGUGGCUCCAAGCUGAUUUGGCAAAGGUUGACCGGAAAACGACACCGUGGGUGAUAGUGUUGCUACACGCGCCUUGGUACAACACAAACGAGGCGCAUGAAGGUGAAGGAGAGAGCAUGAGGGAAGCUAUGGAGUCUUUGCUCUAUAAUGCUCGCGUCGACGUCGUUUUUGCCGGCCAUGUUCAUGCCUACGAACGUUUCAAGCGGGUAUAUAACAACAAGGUUGAUCAGUGUGGGCCUAUAUACAUAACCAUCGGUGACGGAGGCAACCGAGAAGGCCUUGCUACAAAGUUUAAGAAGCCUCCUUCCCCUUUAUCGGCAUUCCGGGAAUCGAGUUUUGGACAUGGGAGACUAAAGGUUAUAGAUGGAAAACGAGCACAAUGGUCGUGGCAUAGAAACAAUGACUCGAACACAGUUCUUGCUGAUGAAGUCUGGCUCGAGAGUCUUAGUUCAUCAUCAUCAUGUUGGACUUCAAGGGAAUCCAAUGAUGAGCUCUAGAUCAUCAUACCAGCUGACAUUUUACUCUUUGUUUUUCCUUUGAUCGUUCGUAGAAGAAAAAGAAGAACUACACACAUUCAUUUGUUAUAAGAUCACAUUCUUAUAAGACAUUUUGUAUUUGGGAAUUUAUUGGGAGUUUAUGUUCAAGUAUUGCCUGCUUAUGUUUUAGGUUAUAACAUUGUUAGUUUGUAAGAUAGAUGGGUGAUUGUCAUAUACUGGACUUAUCUUUACACGUUACUUCGUUUCUCUGAAUUUGUUACUUAAUUUGUA